AAUGCGAUCAUGAAAGCCAUUUGUUUUGUGUGAGUUUUAUAGUGAUUUAAUUUAAUUUGAUUUUACGGCGAACGGAACACAGAACCCAGAGCACCACCGCGACCUUAAUCAACUGUGUGCGACUUUGAAUAGUGAUUGAGAUCAACGACAGGCUUUAUAUUGAAACCUUAGACUUGAAGGGAAGCUGAUGCUUGGUCAGGCUUUGGACGCUUAAACAAUUCUGAUCAAGAUUCAAGUUAGCAUUCUCAUUUUCUUGUAGAUUUUUCACAACGGUCUUUCCAUGGCAUAUCCCUUCUCAGAUUUCAAGUACUCAGAUGGCCUCACUGUAGUGGGUAUCUCCUUCUGCACAGCUAUUGUCUGUGAGGCUAUCUCAUGGGUUCUUAUCUACCGCACCAAUUCUUACAAAAACCUUAGGUCCUCCAUAGACAAAGCCUCCAAGAAACUCGAGACCAUGAAGACAGACAGCAACAAAAUCAACAUCAAGAAGUCCAAAACCAAAAAAAUCGAUCGUGUUGAGACAAGCCUCAAAGAAUCGAGCCGUGACUUGUCUCUCUUCAAGUUCAAGUCUGGUGGUGUGGUCGCUCUGGUUCUCUUUGUGGUCUUUGGGUUGCUGAAUUCGCUUUUCGAAGGCAAGGUAGUUGCCAAGUUGCCAUUCAAACCUUUUGGUCUUAUCAUGAAAAUGAGCCAUAGAGGGUUGCAGGGUAAUGACCCCACUGAUUGUUCCAUGGCAUUCCUAUACUUCUUGUGUUCCAUUAGCAUCAGAACAAAUUUGCAGAAGUUCUUGGGCUUUGCACCGCCAAGAGGUGCAAGUGCUGGCCUCUUUCCCAUGCCUGAUCCAAAGACCAGUUGAUUGGGGUUAACAAUAUCUGAACUUUUUAUUUCAGUUGUUUGUAGGUUGAAGAGAAUAUGGAAGUGCAUAACUUCAGUCAUUUAUAUUUGAUUUGGUUCUCUUAGGGAGUCCAACAUGAUUUUAAUUGGUAUAACUGUUACUUGUUAAACAGUAAACUUCAGUUUUGCAAUGGUAAUUUUCUUGUUAAGUGUUGA
Molecule: messenger RNA, 1044 nt
Organism: Cajanus cajan (pigeon pea)
Lineage: Eukaryota; Viridiplantae; Streptophyta; Magnoliopsida; Fabales; Fabaceae
Biological process (GO): endoplasmic reticulum calcium ion homeostasis
Cellular component (GO): endoplasmic reticulum membrane; cytoplasm
Molecular function (GO): calcium channel activity
Source: RefSeq, a predicted model, not a curated record